Molecule: messenger RNA, 3897 nt
Organism: Xiphias gladius (swordfish)
Lineage: Eukaryota; Metazoa; Chordata; Actinopteri; Istiophoriformes; Xiphiidae
Gene: ogg1
Product: 8-oxoguanine DNA glycosylase
Exons: 7
Coding region: 177-1427 (416 amino acids)
Biological process (GO): nucleotide-excision repair; base-excision repair, AP site formation; base-excision repair
Cellular component (GO): nucleus
Molecular function (GO): damaged DNA binding; 8-oxo-7,8-dihydroguanine DNA N-glycosylase activity
Source: RefSeq, a predicted model, not a curated record
CUGCCAGCGUAAAGUGUACAAUGAAGUUGUAUCUCCCUGUAAAAUCACUUUACAUGAAUGCUUAGGGUUUGCGUUACGCUACCACAUGCCUUGAAUCACAUUACGAUGCGUUUUAUAACACCAGGACACUGUGGUAGGUCAGUAUACGUUUGUUAACUGUUAGCAUCAGUAGAGUUAUGGCCAAACAUGCAGUGCUGUCAUCAGGGGCAAAAAUGUGGAGAUCUCUGUCCUGUGCAAAGUCAGAGCUGCGUCUGGAUCUCACUCUUGCCUGUGGACAAUCUUUCCGAUGGAGAGAAACCGCCGAGGGCCACUGGACCGGAGUGAUGGGAGGACGAGUGUGGACUCUGACUCAGACAGAUGACACCCUGUGGUACCACGUUUAUAAAAACCAAGACGGGCAGAAGUGGGGAAGUGACAGGAAGAGGAGAGCUGGUAUUAUCCCCCAGGAGGAACACAAGUCCGAGAAGAGAUUCAAAGGGGCUUUGAAGAAGGAAGAGGAGGAGUUAGUGGCUGUGACUUUAGUGCAGGACACUGAGGAGGAAGAAGAGAUGCUGAGAGGUUACUUCCAGCUGAAUGUUAGGCUGGGGGAGCUGUACAGAGAAUGGGGAGCAGCAGACCCCCACUUCAAGCAAAUUGCAGACAUCUUCACCGGUGUGCGAAUGCUGCGCCAGGACCCAACUGAAUGCCUGUUUUCCUUCAUUUGCACCUCCAACAACCACAUUUCUCGUAUCCAGGGCAUGGUGGAGAGACUGUGUCAGGCUCUGGGUACCCCACUGUGCCAGCUGGAGCAAACCUCUUACUAUGACUUUCCUUCCUUGACUGCACUUGCAGACAGCAGCGUAGAGGCAUGUCUCAGGGAUCUUGGUUUUGGAUACAGGGCUCGGUUCCUGCAGCAGAGUGCGAAGCAGAUUCUGGACACCCAUGGGCUCCAGUGGCUUGAAGGUCUACGCAGUGUCCCAUAUCUGCAGGCCCGUGAUGCUCUGCGUACACUCCCUGGUGUGGGCACCAAGGUGGCAGACUGUGUAUGUCUGAUGUCCCUCGAUAAGGCAGAGGCCGUGCCCAUUGACACACAUGUGUGGCAGAUUGCUAAGCGUGACUACAAAUAUGCUGCUAGCAACAGACAGAAGAGCAUCACAGAUAAACUUCACCGAGACAUUGGCGAUUUUUUCAGAAAACUGUGGGGUCCUUAUGCUGGUUGGGCACAGUCAGUGCUGUUCUGUGCCGACCUCAAGAAGUUCCAAAAGCUAAAAGAAGUCCCACGUCUGAUGCAGCCGAAAAAGGAGGAAGACGAUGAAGAUGAAAUCCAGUUGGCAUGCAAGAAAACGAAAAUUAAGACGGAAGAAAAUGGUACUGUGAAGCACACGAAAACCAAGUCAGCAUGCCACAAGAAAGCGAAGAUGUCUGUCAAGAAUGAGAAGGUGGUAUGAGGUAAACAAAAUUCUUACAUCAGGAUUCACAUCAGAUUACAAAAACAUACUUUGUUACUUCAGCUUCAUUUGAAAACCCAGCGAAAUGCAAACUAUAGGAGUUUUAUUUGUCAGGAAAACAUAGUAUAAAAUUGAUGACUGUAAAGCGAUCCUCAGGUGUUCUGUUUUCAUGUGUUUUUAUACUUUACUGCAACCCCUCCUAUGUCUACUUCCCCAUGAGUUCAUCAUUACAAAUGCAGCACACUGUUGUUUUUUACAGUAAAAAAAAACAAAACAUUAUGUGCUUUUUUUUUUAUAGUGCAUGUAUUUUGAGUGAAAAUGUCCAUAUUAGCAACGUCAUCAACACAGAGGUACCCUCAAGCCCAGUAAAACGAUCAGACACAUUUCUACUAAAUGUUGCCAGAAGUUGCCCCUAGGUGGCAGUGUGUAUUGGAAUAUCUCGCUCUGCAAGAUAAUAUCACAUAGUGGGCCAUUUGCUUCAGCCUGUUUUUUUUUGUUUGUUUUUUUUUAAAUUUUGAGAACGAACUGCACUGUUUCCCAGGGUGAAUAUUUUUUUUGUCAAGCCCCCAGGUUCCUAUUACACCAUGCACGAACAUGCCUUGGCAAAUGUUGUGCUUGUCCGAAAAGGUCAUACAAUGCCAAAAUAGUGUUUGUUCUUUGAAUUCUCUGCAUUAAAAUAGCAUAUCUGUCUGUUGGAUCAUAAAAAAGCUGUCUGGCUGGGCGGCUGUGAAGUGCCAUGGUGUCUGUAUGUGUAUCUAUAGGCAUUAGUUGACUGUGUCAGCUGGUCUUUUUAUAGCAGGGAUUGCAGUUAUCUGCUGUCACUGCUUGGGGCCAGUGUGACUGUCUCUGGUGACAACAUGGACAUGUCUCUUUAUGGCAAUGACCGAGCAAUAUUUUGGUUUGUUUCAAAUAUAUGGAAAGAAAUUAUUUUGAAAAGUGGCAAAGGCAAACAUGACUAUCAAGUCUCGUUCUUGCUCAAUUGGAGAAAUAUUUUCAUAGAUGUAUUCUUAAAUGAGCAGGUGCAUCAUACAUGUAGUUUUGUCGCAUCCGCGUGUCUGUAUGUGCAUGUCUUAUACCAAUGCAAGUGUUUGUUUUAUUUGUGGAAGAGAGUGCAGCCAUGUGAGUUAAUGAAUAUGUGAGUCAGCUUUCAUCCCAAAUCCAGCUGGACAAAAGCUGAGGUCGAGCUUUAAGGCAGAGUCACGCUGAAGAAGAAAAAAUAGGUAAUAAUAAUGUUUUUUUUAAAAAGAGUUGAGAGAACAGGAAAAUUAUUUUUUUUAAAAAGGAGAAUGGAAUAGGUGAAAGUGUGCUUGAGGUGGGGACAUGAAUUUUUAAAGAAGAAGCCAUGUGUGCACACAAGCUGACACACAAAGACUAAAACAACACAACAGUGGUCUGUGGAUUAUGUAAGAGGUGGGUCACAGCUUGUGUUAUGCUAUCGGGAAUUGUUCAGUUGAGAGGACAUCUCUCAACGCGCCUUCUUUCUCUAAGAGGCUCUCCUACAGGCACCAGGGGGCGCCACUUUUGGCGCUCCAAAGGGGAAAGGCCACUGUGUAUUUCCAGAUGUGCAGCAGCUAGAUUGUAUUUGUUCUGCCUUUGGUUGACAGCAUGUGAGACGAGGUUUUGUGGUAGUUGAGUCUGUGAGAUGUGGGGACCUGUGAUGUCAAUCGUGCGUGUGUGUAUAUGCUCAUGGAUAAAAUAACCAGAUGGGAGUGUCUGUAUUGGGCUGAUGCAGUUAACUAAAUACGUGGCAAAUCAAGAUACUUCAUCACACUGAUGCCGAAAUGCCAAAAUCCAGUACACUCAGUUGGCAGUUUAUUAGGAACAGCCAGCUAAAAUGAAUUCAGUCUUAUACAACUCUCCUGCAAUACCUCCUCCCUUCAUGAUUAUAAUGUUCAGUUGUUAUUGAAACUGUGUUAAAGAAGUGUUGAUACAACUGUAGGAUCAUCUUUAAGAUCCUUUUGGAGGAUGUACUGUAGUUUGAGGUGCAGGUGAACUGCAUUGCGUUAUGUUGACAGGUGUUCCUAUUAUUUUAAAUGAUCAAACAGUUGAAUCACCACAUCUUAAACCCAGUUUCGACAAAAACUGAACAUUAAAACCUUCAUGAAGGGCAGAUUUGUUGAACAACUGUUGUAUUACACUGCACAAGUUUUAGCUAGGUGUUCCUAAUGAAUUGACAGCUGAGUGUAUAUAGCCAUAAAGUAGCCCUGCUCAUUGAUUUGCAACAUUGCCUGUAGUGGCCUAAUACAGCCAGAGAUAAAGAAGUGAUAGCUGCCACUGCAUAAAUGGUAUAGAUUACAGUAAAGCCUGGUAAUAUUCUCUAUUUGGUUAGUGCAAUUCUAGCAGAUACUGUACUGUAUAUUGUUUUGUUUUGAUAUCUGAGGUGCUUCACUGGAAUAGAUAAUUGGGAAUAGCUAUACAGUUAAUCUACAGUGUAUAUACAGUUAUGUAAAAUAUAGGAAUAUGUGUACAG